GCAAAAGAAAUGAAGGCGGAGUAGUGUUGAACUUGAACCCCACCCCCCAACAAAUUCACAGCUCAUCUUUAACUUGGCAUCUUUAUACACAGUACUGUACUCUACACUCUCACUAGCAGUACCCCCUCCUUCCCACUGUCCCGUCAUUUCCACCACAAUUCUGACUGAUCACUCUGCCACCAUCCCCACCCACCGCCACCACUCUCCCCCACUGUUUCUCCCUUUUCUUUUUCACCCUCACCCCCCAACAUUUACAAUUAUUAGCAUCUGAAUCCUCUCUCUCUCUUUCUCUCUCUUCUACUACUAUAUAAAUCUUUUCUACCCAUGCUUCUGCACCUACCCACUACCAGCAGUAAACAGUAUCCGCCAUACCUCUUGAGUCUCUUCCUCCUCAGCCCUUAUUGUUUCUUGGUUGUUCUUGAUUUGUUUUUGUUUUUUUGGAUUGGAGUUGAAGGAUUAUCUAUGGAGGUGUAAUCACAAACAGUUGGCGGGCGUUUGGGGGAUUUGAUUGGUUUGUUUGUAUGUAUUGCAACAUGGUGGUGUUGUUUGUGGUAUUGGUGAGGAGAUGAAGGAGCGUCAGAGGUGGCAGCCGGAAGAAGACGCCCUCCUCCGCGCCUAUGUCAAGCAAUACGGUCCCAAGGAAUGGAACCUCAUCCCCCAACGCAUGGGCAAACCCCUCGACAGGGAUCCCAAAUCGUGUCUUGAGCGAUGGAAAAACUACCUCAAGCCCGGGAUCAAGAAGGGGUCGCUGACUCCCGAAGAGCAAAAUCUCGUGAUUUCGCUCCAGGCAAAGUACGGCAAUAAGUGGAAGAAAAUCGCCGCCGAGGUCCCCGGCCGAACCGCUAAGCGUCUAGGGAAGUGGUGGGAGGUUUUCAAGGAGAAGCAGCUCAAGCAGCUUCAGAAAUCGCAGAAGAAUCACCUGGAUUACGGAACACCGCCGGGUGUCUCCGCCGUGGCAAGCGGUGGGUCGCCGGUUAAAGCUGCGCAGGGGAAGUACGACCAUAUAUUGGAGACCUUUGCGGAGAAGUACGUGCAGCCUAAAUUGUUUCCUUUUCAGUCGGCGACGACCAAUAUGAUUAUGCCGGCGGCCAACCUUUCGCUUCCGGAACCGCCGCCGGUGCUUUCACUAGGAUCAAUUACAGAACCGGUGAAUUCCGCUUGUACAUCCGGAGCCCCGCUCCCGCCUUGGAUGAACAUGAACAUGAACACUACUCCCACCACGACGUCGUCCUUAACCUCCUCCUCCUCCACUCCAUCGCCUUCCGUAAGCCUGACGCUCUCACCUUCCGAACCGGCCGUCCUAGAUCCAAUCCACCCGGAGAUCACAGGAAUUCCGCCCCGGUUUUUCCCUGUCCAACAAGUGGGCCUCCUGCUUCAGCACUGUAAGGAGCUGGAAGAAGGAAGAGAGAACUGGAUGCGGCACAAGAAAGAGGCUACAUGGCGACUGAAUCGGCUGGAGCAGCAGCUGGAGUCGGAGAAGGCGCGGCGGAGGAGGGAGAAAACGGAGGAAAUAGAAGCGAAGAUACGGUGCCUGAGGGAGGAGGAAACGGCGUUCAUGAGCAGAAUUGAGGGAGAGUACAGAGAGCAAGUGAAGGCGUUGGAGAGGGAAGCGGAAGCGAAAGAAGCGAAGUUAAUGGAAGGUUGGUGCAGUAAUCAGGUGAAGCUGGGGAAGCUGCUUGCACAGAUUGGCCAUGGCUUCUCAGCCCCGCCUCCCAACUGAAAAUACCGGACGCCAUCUCUUCUUUUUGUUUUUGUUUUGGAUUUUUCAUGUUGUAGUGUGUGUGUGUGUGUGUACGCCUUGUGUACAACUUGUCAUGAAAUAUAGCUAUGGUAUGUUCAAACUUAAUAAAC
Sesamum indicum (sesame) is the source of this 1851-nucleotide messenger RNA. Its product is annotated as protein rough sheath 2. The record is from RefSeq and is a predicted model, not a curated record. Lineage: Eukaryota; Viridiplantae; Streptophyta; Magnoliopsida; Lamiales; Pedaliaceae.